Ustilaginoidea virens is the source of this 1029-nucleotide messenger RNA. RefSeq lists its product as uncharacterized. The record is from RefSeq and is a predicted model, not a curated record. Bases 1 to 1029 code for a protein of 342 amino acids. The transcript is spliced from 3 exons. NCBI's taxonomy places the organism in Eukaryota, Fungi, Ascomycota, Sordariomycetes, Hypocreales, Clavicipitaceae.
AUGCUGUUGACCUAUCCUACACGCAGAACCUGCUAUUUCAUCACUCAUCAACACAUUAUGGCUAAGCGGUCGGUGAGGAGGAACUCCAGAUCGCAGGGGGGCUUGAUGCCUCGACAUCCUGCACCAAUUGCAUCUGCGAGGAUGGCUAACUCUACUCCGAGUAUUACUUCUGAGUUCCCUUUGCAGACGUCAGGCGCCAACGAUGUCGGCAAACUUUCAAUUUCCUCUCUAACACUGGAUACACCCUUGGCUCCUUUAAAGCGUCAAAGUCGCGUUCCCUCGAAGUCAUUUCCCUUCCUUGAGCUGCCUUCCGAGCUACGAGUCAAGGUUUACGAGUACUACUUCAGCGACACAGAUCCUGUCUUAGAUCUUGGGCCGGAAAACUACAAGCGCAUCCACAAGACUCUCGGUUUUAUGCGCGUCUGCAAACAGAUUCAUAUCGAAGCGACGCACUUCUUUUACAGCUCACGGAGUAUACGCAUCUUUCCGACUUACCCUGGGCGAUACUUCAAGACUAAAAAGCCCAUGCUUGCUCGGCUAAAGAAACACCAACGGCAGUGCAUCACGUCAUUGGAGCUUCGUCUUGGCCCUGGCUGGGGUGCACCUCCGCGAGGCUGGGUGGUAAACGAGGCGCUGGGUCUCGCGGAUUGCAUCAGCGUCCGCAAGGUGACCAUUUUUGUAGAAUGUGACCCCAGUGACGACUUUUAUAAAGGAUUUCGACGAUCUGACGGUUUCUACGAAAAAUUCAGUGCCGGGCUGAUGAAGCGUGUACUUGCCGCCCUUCCUCACGCGAACGUGGUCGAGUUUGACGGAUUCUCAGGUGUCAAAAAGACUGGCGCCAUGAUGCGAGGCCUGCUUGACAUUGCUGCUGAAACAAAGCGCCUCAUCGCGUGGGGUCCGGAGCGAGGAUGGACAGACGGCCCUGAGAAACAGACAAAAUCUAACCAUGACGCGACGUUGUUUAUUGAGGGCAUUUCAAUGGAAGGGUAUGCGCCACAAAGUGUAUUAAUAUAUGCGACAAAUAUGUAG